Lasiosphaeria miniovina is the source of this 502-nucleotide messenger RNA. RefSeq lists its product as uncharacterized. The record is from RefSeq and is a predicted model, not a curated record. Bases 143 to 424 code for a protein of 93 amino acids. Lineage: Eukaryota; Fungi; Ascomycota; Sordariomycetes; Sordariales; Lasiosphaeriaceae. The transcript has 2 exons.
UCUGGUAGGUACGCGGGUCGCGGAUGGAGUCACGGACAAGACUCGCUUCACUCGGCCGGGCCAUCAUCCAUGCUCUCCUCAACUGCAUUAAAGCUAAAGGCCGUUACACUACAGCCCUGUGAAGUACUUCAUCAAGAUCCAGAUGGAUGCGAUGCGGCCAACGGCGGCGUUUCCACGACCGACACUGCUGAUCUCUCUGGUGCUAGGACGCAGCCCAGACAUUACGGGCCCGAGAGAACAUGUGACUUUGUACAUGUCGGUCGGUACGGAAGACGCGCCUGGUACGUACGCAGCCAACGACGACUGCUGCUGUUGCUUACUUGACGCAACUCGGAUCCCCUCUCCCAAGGCAGCCACCCGUCAGCAUUUCAUAGCCAUUUUCUCGCUUUCAAAUUACUCUCUUCCAUUGAGCCGAGCGAUUUGAUUAUCAAUUCAAAUUGAUCGACGUCGCUUGUCUCAAUGAGCCUAGUCUUGCUGAUGGGCUAAACCGCAGCUCGGGCGU